Solenopsis invicta (red fire ant) is the source of this 4893-nucleotide messenger RNA. RefSeq lists its product as uncharacterized. The transcript has 2 exons. The coding region runs from base 283 to 2103 and encodes 606 amino acids. The record is from RefSeq and is a predicted model, not a curated record. Lineage: Eukaryota; Metazoa; Arthropoda; Insecta; Hymenoptera; Formicidae.
UACGCUUUUUUGAUAUAUUAAAAAUAAUAAUUAGGUGAGAAUAAUAGAAAGAAAAAAAUUACAUUUCACCAGAUAGUUUCAUGACAUCAUCACGGUUUAACGCUGCCCACAUCUGCAAUCACGAAUCUUUAUAUCGCUCCCGAUAGCAGAGAUUCAAUUCGCGCUAUCGCACCCGUACGCUUUAACAAAAGUAAUUUACGAUUGCUCACACAAGUUCAAACAAUACUUUAUAUAUAUAUUUUCAAUUUGACACCGUCGACAGUAUGAUUGAAUCAGCUCUCGAUGCAGAAAAUGUGGCUCCAUUGCGGUAUACUGAUCCACCUAUUCGGAUUUAUCCUCACAAAAUCGUCUAAAUUAGACGAUGCCGGAGGAUAUUCUUUGUCCCUGGAAAGAAAACUGACGCUGAAGUUAAAAACGGCGGCACGUCUGAAGCAUAAUCUUGGAAAAAUUCUUCACGAGUUGCCAAUACAGAGUUAUGAGAUGCACCACUCCGUAAAGGUAAUCGAGGAUUAUUUGAAAAAUGGAGGUUCAAUGCUCGAGUGUCUCGACGUUUUAUCUUCCAUAACGUACGCGCCUAUCGCGGAGCAGUUGGACAAUAUCUUUGGAUCCAUGGAGGACCAUUUGCCUGAGUAUCUUCUUCCGGCAAUAUCCUUGAUACGACGAUCCCUGUCGGAAGGUCUUCUGGAUGCCGACGAGAUCUACAGACCUACUUUCGGACCGCUGAAGGCCGAUCCAUUGGAGAAGAUCCCCUUGAGAGAAUUGAAGGAAGCAGCUUCUUUGCUGACCUACCACACGCCGGUCAAAGGCAUCAAAGGACUUUGGCCGAAGAUUAUCGGCGAGACGGUGACGUUGAUUUACGAUAAAGUCAUCUCUCCGCGUUCUGAACUGAUCGCAUACAUGUUGGCGAAUCUGCGGAUACCCGACGCGACGGCGGAGGUGAGAGAAUCGGUCGUGCUUCUCGUCGAACAUCUACGAUCGCAAGGCAAGCACGUAUUGACCGGUUUCAACUUGGCAUCCGAUCCGUACGCGCUGAUCGCCAACGUAAUCUUCAGUCUGCCCCUGCAAAACGAGACGCUGAUAGCCACCAACGUGUUGUUGCCGUUCCUACGAAGGCCCUCGGAGUGUCGAGGAUCCGCUGAAUUCGCCGACUUCUUUCAGAACAACAUUUUGAACUACACCCUGCUGAUAUCUCGGGAUAGAAUGAUCUCUAGAUCAAAAGAUGGUAUCGCGUUUCUGUCUAUGAUCCAGCAGAAUAAUACGGAUCUAUCGGAUGUCAUGAAGCAAUUUUCCCCCUUCGAGUACGCAUCCUGGAAGGAUCUGUUGCUAGCUUUCGUCAGCCAACUCAGACGUCAGCAGGCUCAUCAGGGUAAAAUAACGAACAUCGUAGACAGUGUCUACGGUGAGCUGAUUCUGAGAAACAGACAGAAACGUUGGAAACUUCUGAGGAGCUCUAUUGCUGCCGCACCGAUCUUCUUCGCGCUAGCAAGAAAGGAGGACUCCAUCAGAAUUCGAAGACUCCUCUUGGAUGUGGCUACGGACAGAACGGUCAAGUCGGAUGUCUGGCAGAAGGCACUUGUUUUUACUUCUUCGGAGGACAUCGGCGGACCGAUAAACGCCGCAUGGAAAACAUUGAGAGCAUUGGUAACUUCGGAUUUUCUUCCGCAUAGCGUUCUGUCGAAGAACAUCGCCGAACUGUUGAACACGUUUGAUAACAGAAUUGAUCAAGGCCAGGCCGAGUGCGUCAGUAAAUUGGAAACGUACUUAGCUAAUUUUACUCAAGUAGAAAUCGAAACUGGUAGAAAGAAAGCGAUCGGGGAAGUCGAUAUCAAUGAUCUUCUUCAGGCUUUGCCUUACUUGGACAUUUAUACGGAUGAAUAUAGAAGCUUGGAGAACUUCUUGUCACAGGAUGAUUUGGAGACAAAAAUAGGACAAAUUGAUUUGAAUGCCCAUCCAACUAGGGGUAGAUUACUAGCUCACUUGCUACAGAUGAUAGAACGUGCAAACGGCAUCGACAAUAAGCUACGUCAUUUGGCCGAACAAUUUGUUGAUAAUGUUGCUUACGAGGGCUACGGCGCUGGCGCUUUGUCAUAUCGUUCUAGUUAGUUUGAGCGCGUUUCUGUGCUCUUUUAAUCGAAUUAAUCACGCAUUUCACAAUACCAUCUAUGUUACUUAUAGAAUAGAAAUGAAUAUUCAUUUAUUUAGCUGAAUAUAUAAGAAAUUGUGAAACUGCAGCCGUUACCACUGUUAAUGCGUACUCCUGUCUUAUAAAUUCUCGAAGAAUCAGCAGUCGGUAAAUAUUUUCUAUAACAACAAGAGAAUUACUUGAUUAAACAUUAUAUCUUCAAUACAAUAAAAAUUAUGUCUCUUUUAUUUACACAAAUAUUUCAAUUAAGAAAUUUUUAAAUUGCAAGUAAAUAAGCUACUAGAACCUAUACCAAACAAUCUUUCUGUGUUAAGUAAAAACUCUUUUAAUUUAAGAUUUUUUAAUAUUUUUUCUCUCAGUAUGACAUCUUUGGAAUUACUUAAAGCUACAGCUUGAAAAAUUGCGGAAGAAAAAUUUGUACACACUUUGUAAAAAAAAAGUUAACUACAAUUUCAAUAACAGAAUGUAGUAUCGUAUUGUCAAAUACGUCUGUUAGUGGACACAUCGCGUAUAGAUACUAAGGUUAUCGUAUUCACGACAUUCUACUCAAAACCUUCGAACUUAUCUGUUUCAUGAUUUAAUUCUCCUAAUAAGUUUCCCUAAUUUGAUUAUAGUAAUAAAUCCUUUUGCAAUAUGUAUCAAAAUCCUGUUCUGUCAUCUAAUGGACUAUAAGAUUUGUUGAUGUACGAAGAACAGAUAUACGAAAAUUUCCCAGGCCUCCUUCUUCUCGUACGUCAUUCAGGAUUUUUAGGAGGUGAGGAGCAUGGUUAUUUCUCAUUUUUCUUGUUGCAUUCAGCCUAAUAAUUCUUAUUCACUAGAUGCGGCGCCAAGAUGCGAUGCGUUAACCAAUCAAAUUGUAUCGAAUUUAACUUUUUCCGCGCGGUAUAAGUUUUGAUUGGCUAUUGCGUCAACUUCUGCCGCGCAGCAAGUAUCAUCGCAUCUAAUAGGCAGAAGCCUGAUGUCCUAUGUGCCACCUCAAACAAGUAGACAGUAGAAUGAUGUCAUCCAAGUCAUAAUAAUUUUAACUCUCAGUAAUUUACUAUCGCACCAUUCGAACGCAUCAAAACGGAAACCUUGAACGUAUUUCAAGAACGUUAAAGUACUGAUCAGUCUUGUGAAGAUACGGUAAAGUUGUGAUUACGUAAUUUCGAAGAUUAACACACAAAUAUCAAGAGAUUGUGCGGUGUUGAAUUCUGUUUUAGGUCAUAAAGAAAAAAUUUCAGAAUGCUUAGCCAAAAGUGUUACAAAAAGAGAUAAAUAACAAAUAAAUAACAAAUAAAUGAAUAAGGAUACGUAAAUAAAAAUUCACAUAUAAUUCAAAAAGCUUAAGCGUAUUUCAAUAAUCGAUAAAAGAAUGCUUUUGGUACUCCGACAAAAACGCCAAAGCUAAGCAAUAUUAAUUUCGACAGUAAAAGAAUAUAAUAAAGUAAAGGUGGAAAAUUAUACAUGACAGUCACAAUGAUUCUCGUCAUUCAGAGUUUCGAUUUCAAAUUUAAUUUGAAAUGUGUUAAAUUAAACGAUGAAAACUGUAUAAAAUGAAGGUUUAAUUCUAGCCAUUUACUUAUAUAAACUAUGUUGUUUAAUACAUAAGAACGUAUUUUAUUACAUAGUUUAUCAAUUUAUUUGAUAGUUAACUGUUUCCCUACAGGGCCGUGUCUGAAUUCUGCUUCUUAUUGCCUGUUGUCAGUUUUGGGGCAGUAUUAUAAAAAUUGCUAUAUUUGAAAAUACUCUUUCUAAUUUGUAUUCAUAUUUUUAGUUUUUAUUUUUUUUAAAAUGAUAUGCCAGUAUUAGUGACUUUGCUAUAUGUAUUUAAUGUACAUGGUACAUAUUUUUAUUCAAACUUAAUUUGCUUCAUCAAGAAAAUAAUUUUACAUUAAGAAAAAUUAUGGUACGAGAAACUUAUUGUUAACACAAACAUCUUGUUACAUAUGUAAUCGAUAAGAAAGAUACAUUAUGUAAUCAGUAUGUAAAAGUGCAAACAUCUGCUAAUGGUCUGAUGUAUCGAUACAUCUUUUCACAAGUACUAAAUUAUUCAAAAUAACUAUUGUUAUUCAAAAAGCUUCUUUCAGGACAAAAAAAUCCAGCAUGAAGCCAAUAAUAAUCACUUUAAUUAAUAUUUCAAAAUUGUGUUAAAUAUAGAGAUCUAUUCGUAAAAAUUGAGUUUUUAUAUUUAAAAUAAUCAUGUGUUGACUUGUAACAGAACUUCUCAAAAUGGCUAACAAUAUGAUCUCUAUUUUGAUCGCGCUGCUGCUGCAGCCUGGUACGAUGAUAAAAGGAUUUCCGUGCUCUGAUUCUUACAUACUUAGGAACAAAUCCGGUUCAACUGAAAUAAUAGGACAAAUCGAAAUCCCAUCUCCGUCCAAUAAUAGUAGAUAUCAUUUAAAAGUGGGCUUUAAUAUGAACCGUUCGUUGCAUAAAGUAAGUCUUCUUUUUUACUAUGAUUACAAAUUUAAAAGAAGUUUACGCAUAUAAAUUUGUGAUCGUUUAAUACAUUUUACAGACUUUCUAAUAUAGUAUUAGGUGUUGGAAUUAAUUCGUAGCGUUUUUUUAGAGAGAAACAACGAUUUAUUCUAAGUUUAAAUAUAAAAAUACAUUACUAAAAAUAUUUUCCAUCGCUUGUCACAACUUUUUCCCAUCUUUCGGGUAAAAGACGGAUACCCCGUCGAAAAGACGCUUCGUUCUUAGAGGCGAUCCAUGAAUCAAUCCAAGUUUUGCAUUCUUCAUAAGAAGUAAAUUUCUCCGCGGACAAA